GUGAUUACUUUGGUUUGGGUUUUACGAUACUCAAUUAAAAAGCGCUUUAACGCUAACACAAACAUGGCAACUAAAACAGUUUAACAAAACUUUGCUGUACAUUCGUCUUGUUUAUUAAUGAACUGUAUCUAAUUUAGUAUAAACAUUUUCCUCAGUCUGUUUCAUACACUUUCUUUAUUUCUCUUUGGGAGAAGUUGGUCUUCUGUCAAAAAGUUCUCUCGUGGUGGUCAGACACUAUUUAGUGUUCCUAUAUUUACUUUUUUCGUAGAACUGAUUCACCCUUUUAUUAUUCUAGUAAUUAUUAAACUUUUAUUUAUUUCUGUCGUCUUAACUUAUUUUUCAUGUUUCUUUUUAAGAUGACAAGCGAUAUGUGCUCGGUGGCAGUUAGAUACGAGGAGCAGAAACUAGCUUUGGAAAGCGAGCUCAGUGAUUACAAGCUCUCUGUGAAUGAUUGCAAGCUCUCCCUCGAGGAAGCUGAGACAAACCUAAAAAAUACCAAGAAGAACAACAAGCUCAUUGUUAAACGCCUUAAGACUUUCAAAGCAAGGUGCAAUAGGAGAGGCAAAAUUAUCAAGGCUGACAAGGAAACUAAAGUAGAAAUGAAAGAGAAAGUCGAGACCCUUCAAAAAGAAAACGAGAAACUUCGAAGCGAGCUGAAUAAUGGUUUCAUCGGACGCUACCGACAGAUGAAGAGAUUUUUUCUGCGUGUCGCAGAAGUACUGCUCUUCAGAACCACUUAUUGA
Orbicella faveolata is the source of this 743-nucleotide messenger RNA. RefSeq lists its product as uncharacterized. The record is from RefSeq and is a predicted model, not a curated record. Lineage: Eukaryota; Metazoa; Cnidaria; Anthozoa; Scleractinia; Merulinidae.